Saccostrea cuccullata (small rock oyster) is the source of this 967-nucleotide messenger RNA. Its product is annotated as protocadherin-like wing polarity protein stan. The record is from RefSeq and is a predicted model, not a curated record. Gene Ontology annotation, molecular function: calcium ion binding. Gene Ontology annotation, biological process: homophilic cell-cell adhesion. The annotation marks the transcript as partial. The transcript has 3 exons. Gene Ontology annotation, cellular component: plasma membrane. NCBI's taxonomy places the organism in Eukaryota, Metazoa, Mollusca, Bivalvia, Ostreida, Ostreidae.
AAAAUUGUAAAGUAUUGUUAUUUCAGACGUCAAUGAUGUCCCCGUUUUCGGUAAUCUGCCUGUUGGCGCCACUUGGAACGUGCUGGAGAACACACCUCUUGGAGUUACAUUGUACAAAGUAGACGUCAACAAUCUAGACACAACGGACACAAUACAAUAUGACGUCGAAUAUAAUCCAACAACGGGAUCCUCAUAUUUUACAAUUAACGAAACAAAUGGAGAAAUUACCACAUCUUUAACGAUGCUCGAUUAUGAGACCGUUCCUUCUAAACAAUACCAGCUGAUCAUCACUGCCACAGACGGAAAGGACACCUCGACCGCCACCAUGUCCGUCUCUGUAGCAGACGAGAACGAGCCGUGUUCCUUCCACCAAAAUCAGUACUCGGUCUCGGCCGAUGAGGGAUCGGCUGGGACCUUAUUUUCGGAUGCUGGAUUUGUGAUCGCAGACGAAGAUGCCGGUUCUUCUCACACCUUCCAGCUUAGCUGCGGAGUAGAUUCGUGGAGAUUCUCCAUUAAUUCGAAUUCAGGAAGAGUGUCAUAUUUUUAUUCUUAUGACCUUGACACAGAGAAGAUUUCUAGCUACACAUGUAAGGUGACAGCAACUGAUACAGGAAGUUUAUCAUGCACCACUUCUUUGGUGAUCAGCAUUUCGGAUAUAAAUGAUAAUUCUCCAGCUUUUGAUUCGUCAGAAGACCCCAUUUACGUCACACCUUAUGAAACGGCCGGAAUCGCUCUUGUAAAUGUCACAGCAACGGAUGCAGAUGUGUCAAGCUAUGGUGACGUCAUAUAUAGAUUGGAUAUGUCAACAUAUAAUUUCCAAUAUUUUGAUGUUACAUCCUAUGGAACAAUAUUCGUCAAUAAGGACUUGACAGACUUUGUUGCAGGGGAGACGCUUGAUUUAACUUUGUCAGCCAUAGAUUUUGGAGGAAAUCAAGGAACUGUUAAAAUAAGAGUUGUAUUUUAUGAG